This is a messenger RNA of Carya illinoinensis, 1278 nucleotides long. Its product is annotated as zinc finger BED domain-containing protein RICESLEEPER 1-like. The record is from RefSeq and is a predicted model, not a curated record. Lineage: Eukaryota; Viridiplantae; Streptophyta; Magnoliopsida; Fagales; Juglandaceae. The coding region runs from base 1 to 1278 and encodes 425 amino acids. The transcript is spliced from 4 exons. Gene Ontology annotation, molecular function: DNA binding; protein dimerization activity.
AUGUCUAAACAAGUACCAAUUGUUGAAUGCUCAUCUGCAAGUCCAUUGGUAGAGACUGAAAUUGAUGGUAUUAUUGGUGAAGAAUUUAAUGCUAUAGAGUGUGAUAGUGAUGAUGGGAACAAUGAAGUUGAUGGUUCUACAACUCACUUUCAUAGGCACUUGACUAGUUAUCUUCCGCACGUAGCUGCUUCUAAGAGGCAAAAGGUUUUGACUAUAGACAUGAAUGGUCCUAAAUGUGUGAAUGUAGUAAAAAAUUUCUCGUAUGAUAUGAAAAAGUUGCAAUUACCAAGUAAGAAACUUUUUUUGGAUGUUCCUAUCCGAUGGAAUAGCACUUACCUAAUGCUAGCUAUAGCCUUAGAAUUUAGGGAAGUCUUUCCGAGAUAUGGAGAUAGAGAUCAAGGUUUUAAUUAUGUUCCAAGUGUUAAGGAUUGGACCAAAGUGGAAAAUGUCUGUCAAAUUUUGGCAGUUUUUAAUGAGGUGACAAACAUUAUCUCAGGAAUCAAGUAUCCAACUACUAACUUAUUCCUUCCUGAGGUAUGGAGAAUAAAAGAGGUGUUGAACAAGAAGUCUCUUGACCAAAAUGAUUGCAUACAAGCAAUGGUUGUGAAGAUGAAUACAAAAUUUGAUAAAUAUUGGGAGGAAUGUAACUUGCUUAUGGCAGUGGCUACCGUUUUGGAUCCAAGGUUCAAGAUGAUGCUGGUUCAAUUAUGUUUUCUAGUAAUAUAUUCAGAACCAGAAGCCACUAGAAACAUAGACACCAUCUUGAGAAUCUUAUAUGAGCUGUAUGAUGAGUAUGCUGAAGAUUAUAAUUUAGCUAAUGUAGAGUUAAGUGGACAUGAAAAUGCUCGAGACAUAGGUUCUUCUUGUAGUGGUUCUAUCAAUAUUGUGAGGAAGAAUGUGAUGAGUGGCAAGUCUAUGUUUGAAUCAUUCGUUAGAAGGAAUGAUACCAUUCAUCCAGUGAAACCUGAUUUGGAUGUUUACUUAGAGGAAGGUGUCUAUAUUUGUAGUGAGGAUUUAGAUUCACGUUGUGAUGCUUUGGAGUGGUGGAAGGUCAAUGAUCUAAAAUACCACAUUUUAUCUAAGAUGACACGUGAUAUUUUGUCAAUUCCAAUUACUACAGUGGCUUCAGAAUCUACAUAUAGUGCUGGUGGUAGAGUAAUUGAUCCUUAUCAUGCAUUAAUGUCUGUUGAAACAGUAGAAAUGUUAUUAUGUAGAGCUAACUGGGUUCGGGUACUUCAUGGCUUGAAAAAAUCAUCGAAUGUUGAUGGUGAUUGGUAA